AUGACAACAGAUAAGGAAAUCAUUGAUAAUAAAACAAUACAACUACUAGAAUUAUUAGACAAAUAUCAACAGUUAACAACAUUAAAUCGUGAAAAUUUCAUUAAUGGAUUUUUCAAUUUAAGUCGAGCUAAUUUUCAAAAUGAAAAAGAAAAAUAUGGUUUAGAAAAAUAUGAUUUCCGAUGUUAUAAAGCAUGUAAAAUAAUAGAUAUAAAUAGUGAUAAUGGUAGAUUUGAAUUGAUUGAUAGAUUAUUGAAGAAUGAAUCAUCAAUUAAUGAUGACGAGCAUGAUUCCCCAAAUGAAGAUAAGAAGAAAGAAUCAUCAUCAACAACAAUGAUAAGAAACCGAAAAGACAGGAAAACAGGAACAAUCGCCACUCAUGAUAAAGAAAUCGUGAAGCAAAGCAAUGAUGAUGAAGAAACAUUUAAAGAUCCAAUUAAACAAUUUGGAACAAUUGUACCAUCAGAAUUAUAUAAAUGUCAACAAAAUUUUAAUAAUGGAUUAAAUCAAUUGAUUGAAAUUAUAAAUUUACAAAUUCAAAUCAAAAAAUUGAUUCAAGAAUUAAGUUAA
This is a messenger RNA of Candida albicans SC5314, 567 nucleotides long. RefSeq names its product Vma22p (gene VMA22). NCBI's taxonomy places the organism in Eukaryota, Fungi, Ascomycota, Pichiomycetes, Serinales, Debaryomycetaceae. The record is from RefSeq and is a predicted model, not a curated record. Bases 1 to 567 code for a protein of 188 amino acids. The transcript has a single exon. Gene Ontology annotation, cellular component: extrinsic component of endoplasmic reticulum membrane; Vma12-Vma22 assembly complex. Gene Ontology annotation, biological process: vacuolar proton-transporting V-type ATPase complex assembly.